GGUAACAGGUUGUCUUUAGCAAAUGUCUUGUUAUCCCUUGGGUUUAUGAGUUAGAGCUGUCACAUUUAAAGAGACCUUAUUUACUUUUACACUACUAAGUUAGUUCUCAUGAAGGCGACCCACAGGGAGGAACAGAGGAACAUUCCGCAGAGUGAAAUAUAAACUUUGCCUUAACAUCAAGAUGUCCGCUCCUGUCUCAGGUAGGAAGACCCCUGUGGACCAUGGCGUACAGAUUCGCUUUAUAAAUGACCUGCAGGACACCGGAGGGGGAGUGAGUGGGCAGCCUCGGAAAGAGGCACCCAAAAAGUUGCAGUCUCGCUAUGGAGUGGCAGUGAGGGUGCAGGGCAUCGGUGGGCAGCCCUAUGUUGUACUGAAAGGAGAAAAAGGAGAUUCAUAUGGAGUACAGCUGAGAACCCAACCACCUGCCUACAGCAGCCUGCCUAGGAGGAGAGAAAACGGAGUAAUUCAGGGGCCAUAUUCCUCAUCUGGAGAGAACACCCCUCUGCGUCGGGCUCAGUCUCAUGGCUCUCUGUUGGAUAGAGAAAACGGCAGCGAAGACUUCACAGAUCAACUCCGACGUCCACUUGGAGAUGGACGCUCUGGUAGCUACGGCAACCUGGAUGGAGGUAUUGGUAUGGCAGCAGAGAAGGAGCGGACCAAAGAAAGGAUGGAGAGAAAUCAGUGGGGUGGAUCCUACCAGACAGGGCUGAAUGGCACCUUGGGAAGGGGGAGAGGUGGAGGCAGUCACUACACCUCGCCCGAAUCAGUUGAAAUAUCUCCACACAACCAGCACACUCACAGCCAAUCAGCUCUCAACUCCAUCCGCCAGACGCCUGCCCACAGACUCUCCGACAGGUUUGAUGGGAGCUCUGCUGCACAGGGAGGUAACACUGGGACCAACUCUAGGGGGCGCUAUCCCAUCCCAUCUGCAGACAACAGACCCACCUCAACCUCACAAUUACCUGCUGCUUCUUUCUUACCAAACACAUACUCUUCACCGCGGUCUUCCUCGCCUGCUUCUGCCUACAGCAGCCUGGGCCGUGGCACAGGUUCUGUCGCCAAGGUCACUGCUGUCUCUUCAUCCCCUCCAGUUGAUGGUCAUGUAACUCCUGAUCUUUUGAUGGACCAGGGUCAAAGUUCAGGGUCCGAGUUCUCAACCGAAGAUCAGAUACAGCAGAUGAUCUACGAUGUUCUACGUCAGGGGAGUACAGAGGGAGAUGCUGUCAUUAAGCACAGAGUUCGAGUCAUCUGUAAUAAGAUUCAAGGACUGAAGGUGAACAGAUCUGACGACUCCUUGAAGGAGGAGCUUGAGAAAUGUCUGGAUGAAAAUGUACAGCUGCAGGAACAGCUGGGCCGGAAGAACACAGAGCUGCACCAAACACAUUCAGAGCUAACUCAGAUACGAAUGGACCGAGAGAAUGCAGAGUCUCAUGUUAGAGAGCUGGAGGAUCAGCUGGCAGGACUACAGGAGGAGCUGAGGAGAGAGACAGAAAACAAAGCUCAGGCUGACACUAUGCACAUGGAGUUGAUGGCAGUGAGAGGUGAGUUGGCCGAAGCUGCAGCUCUGUGUCACAAGCAGGAGGACAUUCUGAGGCAGAGAGAGAGGGAGCUGACUGCUCUAAAAGGGGCACUGAAAGAUGAGGUUUCCACACAUGACAAGGAGAUAGAGGCUCUCAGAGAGCAGUACAGCCAUGACAUGGAGCGACUACGAACAAGCAUGGAGCAGGUUUCACAGUCUCAGGCAACCAUUGAAGCAGAGCGUCACCAUGUGAACUCUACGGUAAGGUCUCUUCAGCUGCAAUUGGAGGACAGCAGAGAUGAGGGAAACCACUGGAGAGAGCAGUUUCAGUCCAGUAGAGAAGAGUUACGCAACACCAAACAAGAAUUACUCCAGGCUCGUUUGGAGAAAGAGGAGUUUGAGGAGGAGCUGAAAGAUCUGCAGGAGAAAGUCAACACAAUGAAACAGCAGAUACCAGAUCCCAAGCAGACCCAGACAGUCAGCCAGGAACUUGAUCGUUGUCGUACUGACCUAAAGAAGACCCAAACAGAUAUGGAUAAAUUAAAAACAGAUCUUGACAAGAAGACAAUGGAAAUUGUGCUAUUAAAGAAGAGCAAACAGGAGCUUGAAGCGGAGCAGAAAUAUGAGAUUGAGAGAUUGAAGGACCAGUCACGCAGAGAUAAAGAAGAGUUGACGAAAGCUCAUGAGAGGGCCAAACAGCUAGCUGAACCCUCAUUGGUGGAGGCUCUGCGCAAAGAGUUGAGUGACAUGCAAGAGGAGACGGGCCGAAUGCGCAGUCAGCUACUUUCAACUGAAGAAGAUCUGCAGACAGAGAGAGACAAACUCAGCUCUGCUCAAACCCAAGCAGACCAUCUGGCACAUGAGCACAAGGAACUCGAGGAAACCAACACGCGUAUGAAGGAGAGAAUCACACGCCUUGAGUCUCAGCUUCAGGAGCGCACGUCUCAGAGUAUUGAGGCUGAACAGGAGCAGCAGGAGGAGACCAAGAAACUGAGGCAGCAGUUAGAGGAGUCCAGGCGUGAGAACUCCAGACUGGGUCUAGAGCGGGACGAGCUGACCCGUAAUCUGGAAGAGAAGGAGAAGGACAGAGACUCUGUCCACAAGGAGAACACACAGCUCGAGGAUCAGAAGAGGCAGCUGGAGAGAGCACUAGACAAACUUAAUAAAGAGAUGGAGCGCUUGUCUGCAGCUUCCCGUGAGGAGGUGCGGCUCCUGCAGGCUCAGCUGGACGAGCAGAGAGAGAAGUGGAGGAAAGAGCAGCAGGACUCACAUAAAAACACUAAAGAGAAGCUCAGUGAGCUGGAGAGAGCUCAGAGCACCAUCCUUUCUCUACAGGAAGAGUUGGCCCGUCAAAAGAAGGAGCUGUUCUCAAGUUAUGAGGAUCGAGACAAUGCUUUAUUAGAUAAAGAGCUGCUCACUAACCGCCUCAAACAUUUGGAGAGUGAGAUUGAGACACAGCGCACUACACAAAACGACCGCUCAAGAGAGAUCCGCAGCUUGGAGGACAAAAUCAAGCACCUGCAGCUUGAGUUAGACGAGGAAAAGAACAAUGCAGAAAUGCUGACAGAAAGAAUCACCAGGAGCAGAGAUCAGAUUGAACAGCUGCGUGCAGAGCUCAUGCAAGAACGAUCCUUCAAACAAGACCUGGAACUGGACAAGAACGCUCUGGAGAGACAGAUAAAGGAUUAUAAAUCUCGUGUAGCUGAGAUGGAGGGCCAGUCACGUUCAUCGACUGGUGUGUCUCAGCUGGAAAACAAAAUCCAGGACCUCGAGGAACGAUUGCGUGCAGAGGAGAGAGAGAAGAGCUCGGUGGUGUCCUCUCAGCGACGGUUGGAGAGGAAACUAAAGGAGCUGAACAUCACCCUUGAUGAGGAGAGACAGCAGCACACAGAGCAGAGAGACCAGCUGACUCUGCGUGUGAAGGCUCUGAAGAGGCAGGUGGAUGAAGGAGAGGCAGAAGCAGAGCGGCUGGAGGGAUUGAGGAGGAAGGCCAUCAGAGAAAUGGAGGAGAUGCAGGAACAGAAAGAGGCGCUGCAGUCCAAAGUCAUGGCACUAGAGAAUGAGCUCAAGAGGAAGAUCCAGCAGGCCCGACAGUCAGCUCUAGAGUCUUCAGUGCUCAGCUCUGAUGAUGAUGAUGAUGAUGAAGGAUUGUAUGAUCAUUCCAGCAUAACCUCCAUCCUCACCGAGAGCAACCUACAGACCAGUUCCUGCUGAAGAUUGAGAGAGGAAUCUGGAAUUCCUCUUCAUUGAUGCUUCAUUCCUGGACACACAGUAGCUUCAGUCCUGCUCCAAAACUGAUAAUAGAAACUCCAGUCUUCUGGUUUCCACUUUUGACCUUACGCCACAUCACUAUAUUUAUAAACCAGAUUGUAACAUCUGAGGUUAAAUCAUCUAUAAAACCAGAUGACAUAUUUUCACACAUAUUUUCACUUGUCAGCGAGUCAAACAGAUUUCAGACAGCUUUAUUUAUCAGUUCCACCUUAGAGACUCUUUUAAUGAGAAAAGCCUUAAUGAUGCCUUUUUAGAAAAGAUCAGUUCAGCGUUGAAGUUAUUUAGAAACUGAAUUUCACCUCAGUUCAACUUCGCAAAGACAAUUUUGGUUUAUUUUAAGUAAUUAGGGAUUAAUAGAAGAAAUAAGAACUUUUGUAAAAAAAAAAUGAAUUAACAGAGAGUGAGAGAAGGAUUUAAUUUUGUUUUAAGGGCCUUGUGACCGAUUAUGAGCACUACUGAUUUCUUUAUGUGUGUGUUAAUAGAGGCUGAUGGGAGAUGAAGGAUAUCAGGGUAUUAGAAGAAGGGAAAUGAACACAGCAGUGAACAUUUUUCCAAAAAUCCAAUUUGCAGAGAACAGGGAAAUGAAUAAAAAUAAUGUCACUAUAAUGUAGUAUAGUAACACAGAGAGAUGCAGAUAACAGUCCAAAACAUGCUUCUAAACUGUUCCAAGAGAAUAGAUGAGAACGAGGGAAAUCAAGGUUUAGUAACAAGAAAGGUAUUAUUUUUCAUUCUCUGGUUAAGACUCCAGCUCUUCUUAAAAACGCUUAUUUCUUUAUGUUUACCGAGUGGGAAAAAGACAGAUAAAUCCAGGUACGAGUGAAUCAACAUUACAAAGAUGCAUUAGUGAUGCUAAAAUCACAAUCACAAUAAAUACACUUACAUUUCAGCUAUAUUUCCUUCAGUUUCCAUAUAAAUGCUGAACUUACAGAAUGAGGUCCAGGUUCAGUGCUGACUUGCUUGUAGCAAAUGUAAUUUAGCAUUAUAAAAUGGCAGAGCUUUCCUAAAUCAACUGCACUGUGAAAUUCUGUCUUUUCUGUUAUGCAGCUAUUGUAUUUUUAGGUGAAAUCACUAAUCAACUAGUGUUUAUGUUUCAACCAAACAUGUUAAUCAUUAACCGAAAGACUAAUCAGUGUUUGUUCAUUCCUGACGGUCAAACCAUGAAAAUGGUUAAUUUGGUUUAUUUUGUGUUUACCAGCACAUGAUCUACUGUAUAACACUGAAGCAAAUGUUAUAUAAAGUAAAAGAAAUAACUGAUAUUUUCUACUAUAGUCUUUUAAUCCUGUAGCAGACACAUUAACUCAUUUUUUGAUACCAAGCUGCCUGUUCUUGUCUAUAUCUACAGGACUUUAUCUAUGCACACAGCAUCUGAUUCAUGUGAAUGGACACCACUACAAUGCCUUGUAAAUCUAUUAUUUUGUUCUUGUUUCAAAGUAAAUAAGAAUGAUUUAUGUACAUGUAUUUUGUAUUUAUUGGUUUUAGAAUUGCAUUAAGCACUGAUCAAAUCAAAGGUUUGUAUUUUUCUGUAAGCAAAACCUUUUCUAUCAAAAAUAAAUCCAGUACUUUA
This is a messenger RNA of Carassius carassius (crucian carp), 5354 nucleotides long. Its product is annotated as cingulin-like. The transcript is spliced from 21 exons. The record is from RefSeq and is a predicted model, not a curated record. Lineage: Eukaryota; Metazoa; Chordata; Actinopteri; Cypriniformes; Cyprinidae. The coding region runs from base 182 to 3733 and encodes 1183 amino acids. Gene Ontology annotation, cellular component: myosin complex.